Melanotaenia boesemani (Boeseman's rainbowfish) is the source of this 6189-nucleotide messenger RNA. It is a transcript of the gene plxna3, whose product is annotated as plexin A3. Gene Ontology annotation, molecular function: semaphorin receptor activity. Gene Ontology annotation, cellular component: semaphorin receptor complex. Gene Ontology annotation, biological process: regulation of cell migration; positive regulation of axonogenesis; regulation of GTPase activity. The record is from RefSeq and is a predicted model, not a curated record. NCBI's taxonomy places the organism in Eukaryota, Metazoa, Chordata, Actinopteri, Atheriniformes, Melanotaeniidae. The transcript has 29 exons. The coding region runs from base 9 to 3851 and encodes 1280 amino acids.
GUCAGGUGAUGUGCAUCUCGCCCUCGCUGAGAGACCAGCCAGCACACACUCUGCCCUACGGUAAGAAGAGAGAGGUCCAGCUCAGUCUUCGCUCCACAGAAACUGGACAUCAGUUCAUCUCCACCACCUUCGUCUACUAUAACUGCUCUGUGCUCAACUCGUGUACGUCCUGUGUCAGCAGCGUGUUUCCGUGUCAUUGGUGUAAAUACCGUCACAUCUGCACAAACAACCUGCAGGACUGUUCGUUCCAGGAGGGCCGAGUCAGCAACAUGGAGGGCUGUCCACAGAUUCUCCCUAACAUCGACAUCCUGGUCCCCGCGGGGAUGGUUCGUCCAAUCACGCUGCGAGCUCGUAACCUCCCGCAGCCUCAGUCGGGUCAGAAGAACUAUGAGUGUGUGUUUAACAUCCAGGGAAAAGUGCAACGUAUCCCAGCUGUGCGCUUCAACUCCUCCUGCAUCCAGUGUCAGAACACCUCGUACUGGUACGAAGGGGACGAGGCCGGCGAUCUGCCCGUGGAUUUCUCCAUCGUCUGGGACGGAGAUUUCUUUAUCGACAAGCCUUCGUACAUGAAAGCGUUGCUGUAUAAAUGUGAAGCCCAGCGCUCCAGCUGCGGUCAGUGCCUCAAAGCUCCGUCUACUUUCGAAUGUGGGUGGUGCGCCGAGAGCAGGAAGUGCCUCCUCAGACAGCACUGUCCCUCACCUGAGCAGAACUGGAUGCAUCAUGGCCGCCACAACCUGCGCUGCAGCCACCCGCGCAUCACGAAGAUUGAUCCGCUGACUGGACCCCGGGAGGGGGGAACCCGGGUGACGAUCGAGGGGGAGAACCUGGGUCUGCAGGUGAAGGAGAUCACACACGUCCAGGUGGCGGGGGUUCGCUGUAACCCUGCCGCGUCGCUCUACAUCAGCGCGGAGAGGAUCGUGUGCGACAUGGCCGAAGCCCUCCUCCCCCACUCUCCGGGCGGUCCCGUGGAGCUCUGCAUUGGCGUGUGCAGCGCUGAGUUUCGAACCCUCUCCACUCAGAUGUACUCCUUCGUGAGCCCCAGUUUUACCUGGAUCAACCCAGAGAGGGGUCCGGUUUCUGGCGGAACCAGGCUGACGGUGACCGGUCGAUACCUGGACGCCGGCAGCACCGUCACCGUUUACAUCGACAAGGAGCCGUGUCUGUUUGUCAAGCGGACCAAACAGGAGAUCGUCUGCAUAACUCCGACAUCUACGACCGGAACUGGCUCCGCCCCCAUCCGUCUGAUGAUUGACAGGGCGGAGGUGACGAACUCAGAGGUCAGCUUCAAGUACACCGAGGACCCAACCAUCACCAGCAUCGAGCCCAACUGGACCAUCCUCAACGGCAGCACGGUGAUAACGGUGACCGGAACCAACCUGCUGACCAUCCAGGAGCCCAAAGUCAGAGCCAAAUAUGGCGGAGUUGAAACUAAUAACUACUGCUACCUGGUCAACGACAGCUCCAUGACGUGUCUGGCUCCUGGGUUGGUCUACGGUAAGCCCCACCCACCAGAGGGAGCGCUGCAGCCCGAUGAGUUCGGCUUCAUCUUUGACCAGGUGACCUCUCUGCUCGUCCUGAACUCCACCCCUUUCACCCACUACCCAAACCCGACCUUUGACCCCCUCGGGACCUCCGGGAUCCUGGAGGUGAAACCGGGCUCCCCCAUCAUCCUUAAGGGUAAAAACCUGAUCCCUCCUGCCCCCGGUAACAACCGCCUCAACUACACCGUCCUGAUUGGAGAGACUCCCUGCCUCCUCACGGUGUCAGAGAGCCAGCUGCUUUGUGAUUCGCCGGAUCUCACCGGAGAACAACGAGUCCUGAUCCUGGUGGGUGGUCUGGAGUACUCCCCAGGAAUGCUCCACAUCUACUCGGACAGCGCGCUGACGCUGCCCGCCAUCAUCGGGAUCGGUGCGGGUGGAGGCGUGCUGCUCAUCGCCAUCAUCGCUGUGCUGAUCGCCUACAAGAGGAAGACUCGCGAUGCCGACCGGACGCUGAAACGCCUGCAGCUGCAGAUGGACAACCUGGAGAGCCGGGUGGCGCUGGAGUGCAAGGAGGCCUUCGCAGAGCUGCAAACGGACAUCCAGGAACUGACCAACGACAUGGACGGAGUGAAGAUUCCUUUCUUGGAGUAUCGAACCUACACCAUGAGAGUCAUGUUUCCAGGAAUCGAAGAACAUCCCGUCCUGAAAGAGCUUGACUCUCCAGCGAACGUGGAGAAAGCCCUGCGUCUCUUCAGCCAGCUGCUGAACAACAAGAUGUUCCUGCUCACCUUCAUCCACACGCUGGAGGCCCAGAGGUCCUUCUCCAUGAGGGACCGAGGGAAUGUCGCCUCGCUGCUCAUGGCUGCUCUGCAGGGUCGGAUGGAGUACGCCACCGUGGUUCUGAAACAGCUGCUGGCCGAUCUGAUCGAGAAGAACCUGGAGAACAGGAACCAUCCCAAACUGCUGCUGAGGAGGACGGAGUCUGUUGCUGAGAAGAUGCUGACAAACUGGUUCACCUUCCUGCUGCAUCGAUUCCUCAAGGAGUGUGCGGGUGAGCCUCUCUUCAUGCUGUAUUGUGCCAUAAAGCAGCAGAUGGAAAAAGGGCCGAUCGACGCCAUCACAGGAGAAGCUCGUUACUCUCUGAGCGAAGACAAACUCAUCCGGCAGCAGAUCGACUACAAACAGCUGACGCUGAUGUGCAUCCCACCGGAGGGCGAAGCCGGGACCGAGGUGCCGGUCAAGGUGCUAAACUGCGACACGGUGACUCAGGUCAAAGACAAGCUGCUGGACGCUGUUUACAAAGGAAUCCCGUUCUCACAGAGACCUCAGGCUGACGACAUGGACCUCGAGUGGCGUCAGGGUCGACUGACCAGGAUCAUCCUGCAGGACGAGGACGUAACGACCAAGAUUGAGAGCGACUGGAAGAGACUGAACACGCUGGCUCAUUACCAGGUAACAGACGGCUCUCUGGUGGCGCUGGUCCAGAAGCAGGUUUCUGCCUACAACAUUGCCAACUCCUUCACCUUUACCAGAUCCCUAAGCAGAUACGAGUCGUUACUACGGACGUCCAGCAGUCCCGACAGCCUGAGAUCCAGAGCUCCGAUGAUCACUCCGGACCAGGAGACAGGAACUAAACUGUGGCACCUGGUGAAGAAUCAUGAGCACAGCGACCAGAGAGAAGGAGACCGAGGCAGCAAGAUGGUCUCUGAGAUCUACCUGACCAGACUUCUGGCCACAAAGGGGACGCUGCAGAAGUUUGUGGACGACCUGUUUGAGACUGUGUUCAGCACCGCCCAUCGAGGCUCUGCGCUCCCGUUGGCUAUUAAAUACAUGUUCGACUUCUUGGACGAGCAGGCGGACAAACGGCAGAUCACCGACCCAGAUGUACGGCACACCUGGAAGAGUAACUGCCUUCCACUCAGGUUCUGGGUAAACGUUAUUAAGAAUCCUCAGUUUGUGUUCGACAUCCAUAAGAGCAGCAUCACCGACGCCUGCCUGUCGGUCGUCGCGCAGACGUUCAUGGACUCCUGCUCCACGUCUGAACAUCGGCUCGGCAAAGACUCGCCGUCCAACAAGCUGCUCUAUGCUAAAGACAUCCCAAACUACAAGAGCUGGGUGGAGAGGUACUACAGGGACAUCUCAAAGAUGCCAAGCAUCAGUGAUCAGGACAUGGAUGCCUACCUGGUAGAGCAGUCCCGCCUCCAUGGCAACGAGUUCAACACACUGAGUGCGCUCAGUGAGCUGUACUUCUACAUCAACAAGUACAAGGAAGAGAUCUUGACGGCGCUGGACCGGGACGGGUACUGUCGCAAACACAAACUGAGGCACAAACUGGAGCAAGCCAUCAACCUUAUGUCUGGGAGCAGUUGAGAGGAGGUGUUGAGCGGAUGGACCGAUGGGGGAUGGGAGGAAGAAGAACAGGGCAGGGGGAAGUGAGGGCAUUUUGUUUUUCUGAACUGUCUGAACAGUCAGCUGAACUGCUCCAGCUUACGCUACGCCACCAACCAAUCAAUCACAAACUAGUCGUGUUGAUGGAUUGAUUGACUGGAUGAACAACUGGCUGGUUGAGACCCCAACUACCUCCAUCUGGUGGACUUUGGGGUGGAAAUUUUCCAACAGAACUUCAACAAACAAACAAAUUUGUUAUUUUGGAUUUGCAUACGUAAGCAGGGGUCAAAGAGAGGAUGCUGUGAAACGGGAACAGAAAAGGACGUCAGGUUUCACGAAGAUGAACCUGAACGUUCUUGAUGCGUUUCGGUCACGACUUCAUCUUCAUCAGGAUAAAAGCUGAUCAUCAAACAGGCUGGAUUUACUUCGUGUCCAGUUCAGACCAGCCACACGAGUUCAGAACUUUGUUGCUGAUGUCCUCACCUUGAAUCCUUAGCCUGAUCUGGAAGGAUCCGGAUCCACUGUAACAAACGUAGGUCAGGACUCGAGACGGAAGCAGGAGCGUCUGUUUCUCAUUGGGAAUAUCGGAUUCUAGAGGUCGUUUCAAGCUUUAUUGAAGGAGACGGAGGCAGUUGACCUGGACGACUUGACCCAAACGUGCAGUCGGGGUUCAGUCUCGGUUAAAUCCAGGAGGAUUUGGAGGAGAGGAAGUCCUGCCCGGCUGAGCCUCGUCAGGAUCCAGAUGUUUCUCUGUUGCUGUUAAAUGACAAGCCUAAGUUUUUUCUCUGGACAAUCACUCUUUACCACAGCACACUGAACCCGAUACCUACUGACCGACCAGUUCCUGUGUCCAUAAACCCCCAAUCCUACCUCCAUUUUUUCCUUUCCCUCCAUCAGAACUCCACCUUCUCCUUUCCCGUCCCUUUCAUCCCUCCUCAUCCCUGCUCCAUGAUUGGCCAGUCACACUGGCCUGAAAGACUCUUUAGUAAUUUACUGCCCGACCAAUGAAGACUGUGGAAUUCAUCAGAAUUAAAGUAAUAUAGAAUUAUGAUUGAAUACAUUCCAGCACAGGCACACAGCAAGGUCUGUAAAUGACGUGGGCUGACUCGCUCGUUUUUCACAACAUAAAAAUUUGGACUCGCCAUGUUUUUAGGACCAGAACCACCUGGAAACGGGACUCCGUUGUGUGCACCGGUGUGGUGCAGCGCUUUAUCGUCGGGCCUCGCAGCGCAUACAGCCAUGCUAACCAUGCCCAGGGGAAAUACUGUGCAGAGCUACCAGCCCAGUGCCAUGUAAAACCCGGACCGGAUCGUAUCAGAACUGGACCGGACUUGGACCAAAUCCGGAAUUGAGAGCAACCUGGAGAGCAGGUUAGACCGGACCGGACUCAAGAACUCUUUAGACUUGUGGCCAUAACUGUAAACAAAAGAAAAAAGAGAUGCUAAAGUUUGAAAAACAAAAGAAAGAAAAAAAUCUUGAAGUGUUCAUGCAUUAUCGGAACUUUGAUCGUUUGGAUUUUAAAGAGCUGAACUUGUAUAAAACAUUAUUCUACAUCCAAGUCUGGAGAAGGAAAGAGAGCCAGGAGAUGGGUCGGACAGAACCAGACCAUCCCAGCACCAAAGGAUCAGACCAAACUGAGCCCAGUGGACGUUCUGUAUGUGGAAGGAUCAAAAACUGGACUUUUGGUACAUUUUUACGACAAAACAGAGCAGAAGUCUAGUGUGUGGACUGGUUGAAGGUCUGAGUGGCGUUUGAGGGGUUCUGGUGGUUGUUUCAGGUCGAUGUGCCACAUUUUACUCCACAACGUUCACGCUGUCGGUUCUACAAGCUGCAGCAGAACUGAUGCAGCAAAGAGUCCGAAGUGAAAGAAGGAGGACUUUCUGAGACGACUGGACCCCUCAGACCCACCAAUUCCUCCACUGGUAGAACUUUUCAUAUAAUGCAGGAGCCAUCACAGGUCGUGUGGUUUAAGUUCAACACUUAUUUCUGAUCCUCACAGGGUUUUAUGUUCCACGUUUGCUUCACUUCAUGAUACUCAACACUGCUUUUCCACCACUUCUGGUUCUUGAGCGGAUUCUGCUCUGGAUCCAUUAAGCUUCAGGUGCGUCUCAGAGUCCAGGAUGCUUCCCAGGGGCUGUCCAAAGCCCAGAAUAUGCUUCUUUGUAAUGACACAUAUGCACGUUUGUAGCAACCAAUAAUGUAAUAACAACCAGAAAAGUAAUAAUUUCUGUCAUUUUAAAUGUAAUAAAGCCAAUAACAUAAUAACUUACCAGUAAUGUAAUCAUACCAAUUUUCGAUGAGAAAAUGGCACAAAAACUGC